AUGGCAGCUCUAGGCCCCGAAAUAGAACCUAGGAAUGGUGCAUCGCAUCGCAACAACCUGCUAAACCGGCAGGUGUGGUUGCAAAAGGUACAAGAGGGAGGUAUUUGUGAGGCGGUGUUCCCCGAUCGCGGGGGGAAACAGGGAUGCGGGGUGAAGCAGGGGGGGAUAUGAGUUCUUAAAAUUCUGAAGGUGUCCCGCCGCGCGGCCAUCGAGGCGACCUCUUUUCGCUUGCGACGAAUGCGACGCGCGCCGUUCAUGCAGCGUUAUGUAAAGUUAAGAGCGGUGCAGCGCGUGCGUUAUCAUCGCGACCUCGAGCGGCGAGACGAGAUAGCGCGAGGUCGGCGGCACCUGCGCCGCGCCUCGCCCCACGUGCACGGCACCACAACCCGCUGCAGCCUACUGCCAGCUAUUAGCAAAUGUGUGCCGCACUACCCCGGCCUUCUAGUAAUGGCUCACUACGCCGUCACUGGUGCACCACCCUCGCGCUAUCUCAUCUCACCCGCCGCUCCGUCAACUACUGAUAACUUUGGAUUUGCACAAUUGGCGUUCAAAUAUGUGUAG
Messenger RNA from Arctia plantaginis, 561 nucleotides. NCBI's taxonomy places the organism in Eukaryota, Metazoa, Arthropoda, Insecta, Lepidoptera, Erebidae. The record is from the annotation of a GenBank genome assembly.